Setaria italica (foxtail millet) is the source of this 1117-nucleotide messenger RNA. Its product is annotated as auxin-responsive protein IAA25. Gene Ontology annotation, molecular function: protein binding. Gene Ontology annotation, cellular component: nucleus. Lineage: Eukaryota; Viridiplantae; Streptophyta; Magnoliopsida; Poales; Poaceae. The transcript has 2 exons. Gene Ontology annotation, biological process: regulation of DNA-templated transcription. The record is from RefSeq and is a predicted model, not a curated record. Bases 225 to 914 code for a protein of 229 amino acids.
CUGCCUUUUUCUCAUCAUCUCUGUUCCCUUUAAUUGUUCCAUGUUCCAUCCAUCACAGUUCACAGUUACCACCAACACCAUAAAGACCCACAGGCUCUGAGGCUCCUCUCUCCCACAAACAACACUCACCUCCUCUGCACACCACACAAACAGCACACUAGUGGAGUAGUGGCAGUAGUAGUAUGUGCUAGAGGUGCAGCUUGCCAUCAUCAGAGAGGCCAGCCAUGAAGAAGAGCUCUUCAGAUGCACUAAGUCUGAAACUGAAACAGGAGCAGGCAAGCGCUGGAGGCGAGAUGCAGGGAAGCCUUGAGCUCAGGCUCGGCAUCUCCUCGGACAAUGGCGGCGAUGAUCCAUGGCUUGGUGUCGGAGCGCACCCCUGGAGCUUGGCCUCCAGGCAAGAGAAGGCGACCCUGGAGCAGGCAGCGCACCAGCGGCCUCCUCCUCCUCCGCAGCCGGUGGGAUGGCCGCCGGUGGGCGCGUUCCGCAAGAGCCUGCACCUGGCCGGCGCGAAGGCCGCCGAGGAGCCGAGCAAGGCGAAGCCAGCUGUCUCCGGCGAGACGGCGAGCAUGUUCGUGAAGGUGAACCUGGAGGGGUGCGCCGUCGGGAGGAAGGUGGACCUGCGGGCCCACCGCGGGUACGCGUCGCUGUCCCGCGCGCUGCAGGGCAUGUUCCACGGCUUCGUGCUGUCGGAUGGCCACUGGAGGAUCGCAGGCAGAGAAGACGACGACGAUGACGAUGAGCGGCGGCGGCGGCCGGAGUUGGGGAAGAAGGGGCCCACCAAGAACGGGAAGACGUACAUCCUGCUGUACGAGGACAACGAGGGCGACCGGAUGCUCGUCGGCGACGUGCCAUGGGAGCUGUUCAUGGCUUCGGUGAAGAGGCUCUACAUCGCACAAGACUCAAGGAACAAGUAGCUAGAGAGACAGAGAGACGUUGCUAGCAACACUGUAUGCUGCUAGUGUUUUAACUGCCUCUCUUUCUUCUUCCUGUAACCCUGUCUAGCAGUUCAUAUAGUGCAGUAGGCACGUAUAGGAAGUUUUGCUUGUGUAAUAUUUCAGACUUUGGUGAAGGAAUUAUUAAUCGAUUAGCUCAUGUUGAUGUUUGCAAAGCUGUUUAA